AGUCCGUUCUGUCUGCACGGCUCAGCUGCAGCCCCCAGUGUGAGGUGGCUCACAUGCCCCAGCACAGGUUAGGGGUUGUCCUACUGGAAAGGAGCAGCCACCACGAUCCCUCCGGUCCCAUCGGGCAGGGCGGAACCCUUCAGCGAGGCUCCUCUUUCCGCCCGGCCGCUGUGCUCUGUUGCCCGGUAACGUGGUUGCGGGCGGGGCGCUGCGCAGUGUCCCGGUGCGGAGGCUCGGCGGUGCCGUGAUGCUGGAGCAGGACGGCGGGCUGUCCCUCACCAUAGCGCGGAUCGUGCAGCGGCUGAAGGGCUCCAGCCUCCACUCCCAGCUGGAGCGACAGGCCCGGAUCAGCCUACACAACCCAGAAAUUAAACUGGAAUCACUAAAAGAAGACAUAAAGGAUUUUCUGAAGACAUCAGGUUGGGAAAAGAAGCUUCAGAAUGCUGUUUAUAGUGAACUCAAUGUGUUUCCUUCACCAUGUCAUCCUGCAGCACCUCCUGAGCAUAUGAAAGAACCAUUGGCUUAUAUGAGGAAAGCACAGGGAAGCUGGGAGAAGCGAAUUCUGAAAAGUCUAAAUAGUAUGUGUACAGAGCUCAGUAUCCCGCUUGCACAAAAGAGGCCUGCAAGUGAGCAGAAAGAGCUGCUUAAUAAAUGGAAUGAAAUGGGAACUGAUGAACCAGAUCUAAGUCUCUUCAGGCCUGUUUAUGCACCUAAAGAUUUUCUUGAGGUACUGAUGAAUCUUCGAAACCCCAAUUAUGAAAAUGGAGAGCAGCCUAGUUUCAGAAAUCAUCUGGGGCUAAUUCAGGUUCCUCUAAAAGUUAAAGAUAUUCCAGAAUUGAAAGAAGACUUCAGUGAACUAGACUUAAACAUAGGACAGCUGGGUAUUGAUGAUUCAGCACAAGUGCCUCCUGAGUUCUUUGAAAAUGAGCAUGUACGUAUUGGACAAAAAGUUUUAGCAGAACAAGAUAGCGCUGCAGCUCAACAAUAUGUUCGUCAGGGAUGUCCAACAGCACUCCGAGCUGAUCUAUGGGCCCUCAUUCUGAAUAUUUCUAAUCAGCCAGAGGAUAUCUUGUAUUAUGAGCAGCUGAAGUCAAAUGUCAUCCAGCAUGACCUUUUAGUGGACAGCCUGAUUUACAAAGAUGUAAAGCUAACGGCAAGCAAUGAUGAUUACUAUUUUGUAUUUGAGGAUUAUUUGUAUCAGGUAUUACUCUGUUUUUCCCGAGAUACUUCAGUGUUGGAGCACUUUGCUUACAGCAGUGCUACCCCACCAAAAUCAUACAUACGAGGAAAACUUGGAAUAGAAGAAUAUGCUGUUUUCUAUCCACCAAACGGUGAGAAUGAUACUAUUGCCUCCUCUAGCGGUAGAUUGGAAAGGUGUAAUCCCAUUUCAUGGCUUUUCUAUGUAUGGUUUCCAGAGUUGGUGAUGGUGCUGAUGGUGAGUUUGUUGCUUCUUUUUGUUUUCUUUUUUUUUUAUUUUCAGUCAGAGUUCAAGAUUAUCCUUAAAAUGCCAUAUUUAGCUACUAAUAAAGUUUAAUGAUCCCGCACCUUUAAUUGUCAGAGGUAAAAGGCAAUUUAAGUAUGAAAUAGAAAUUUGGAAUUGAAUGGAGAAUCUAAGCCUUCUGAAGUAGGAACCAGCUUGGUUAUAUACUCCUCCUUAAGUGCUCACUAGGAGGCUUUCCGUUUCUUCCAUGAGAAACUGCUUUUCAAAAUGUUUGGAUUUGACUCUGCCCUUUAGAACAGCGCUAUCAAACUGGGUGGGAGCCUCUUCCCCCCCUUUUUUCCCCUUUUACUUGGAAUGGGCACAAAAUAGACAGGCUGUGAGAAGGAGGGAGACUGAAAAGGCAGGCAGCUGAAACACUACAGCAUGAAUGCAAGCUGUGUGUGCAGAAGCUGGGUCCAAACAGCUGCUCUAGGAGGAAGUACCUGGGACCUGAUGUAAAUGUCGUAUACUUCUGCAUGUUUGCACACAUACUCUUGUACUGUGCCACCUGUCAGGCACUGUUCUCAUAUCCUCCUGGGCUCUAUGUACAAAAGCACUUUGCCAACUCUUUUCCCCUCAGCCUUCAAUCCUUACACAUACACACUAGUAAAACCCUCUGCUUUUCUUAAGCCAGUGUAAAUACAUAUUUCAGUGAAUAUCUCACUUUGCCUUUGUGCCCCCACCUCUCAUACACAAGUGCUAUUAUUUUAUAGUAAGCCAUCUUCUCUGAUUUAUAUAUGUAAAAGAAUGAAUUCACACAUGCAGGUUCUAAGUAGUUUAGAUUCUUGAAAUAUUAAGAACUGUAUGCUAGAAUGUAUUGUAUUCCCUUGCUUAAAUUUGUGCUUCAAAUGGUAUACUAUUAUAACAAUCUUUGAAUAGUUUUUAUAGUAUAAGUUUUGUAAAUUGUGCCAAUAUAUAUUACAUGGUUUUCACCAUAUUUCAUGCCUCUAACCAUUAAAUUCUUUUAGCAGUUUACAAUGUUGUGUCAAUUAUAAU
Coturnix japonica (Japanese quail) is the source of this 2476-nucleotide messenger RNA. Lineage: Eukaryota; Metazoa; Chordata; Aves; Galliformes; Phasianidae. The record is from RefSeq and is a predicted model, not a curated record.